Molecule: messenger RNA, 4149 nt
Organism: Trichophyton verrucosum HKI 0517
Lineage: Eukaryota; Fungi; Ascomycota; Eurotiomycetes; Onygenales; Arthrodermataceae
Exons: 8
Coding region: 1-4149 (1382 amino acids)
Biological process (GO): vacuolar acidification
Cellular component (GO): RAVE complex
Molecular function (GO): protein binding
Source: RefSeq, a predicted model, not a curated record
AUGGUAGAGCAGAGAUCAGCAUCAACUGGCAUGGAACAGCUCACUUCUUCUUCCUCCGUCGUGGAUAUCAACUUGGCUGGUUUGAUUGGCGUGACCCUCAAAUUUGAGGCAAAAGGCCCAUCACGCGCAAGUUCACGUCAUAGUUUCACCAAAGCCAACAACACCACACCUCCUUAUACGACAGACGACGAGCAAACAACGCCAGAUGGCCACGCUGUGACUGCACCCGAAGGCUUCAUCCAAACAUCCUCCCUCUUCAUGUGCAACUCGCCGAAGCUACAAGCUGUCAGCACAGCUCUGUGGGAGGGCAUCCGCGUCAUUGCGUAUAUAUCGGGCAAUGCAGUUAUCAUACUUGGAGGACCGCAGAAAGUGCUACAAACUAUCUACCUCGAUGACGUUGAAUGGCUUUCCGCUGUUAAUAUAGAUGGAGCUUCUGGGAGGAUUGCUGUAUGCGGUGGACGGACAAUACUUGUGUACAACCCGUCAAAAAUCCGCAAUAACGUCGAGUGGAAGCUACAUCACACAUUUCAGCGCGAAGAUGCCGAUUCUAGUGAUGAGGAUGACAAUGACGGAGAUGGAGAGGUCAGAACGCUGUCAUGGGGCGGUUCCGGUGAGCUCCUAGCAGGCAGCAAGAGCCUUGUUCUUUGGCACAUUGACGACGACGCUCCACAUGCUAUAUGGACAAACAAACUGGCAAACCGGGCCAAGAUUGCGCAGUUCUCAUACGAUGCAGGGCUUAUUGCUUCCACUGGGGACUACGACCGGUUUGUAAAGGUAUGGAGGCGACUUUCCUUCGGCGCUGACGAAGCUCGGUUCGACGUGACGUACCUACGGCAUCCAAGUACUGUGACGGGAAUACAUUGGCGCCGACCGCAUCAUGUCGAGCAGACAAUAGACAAUGUCCUUUACACGAUAUGCUCCGACAACAAGAUACGAAUAUGGGCACCAAUGGAUCGUCAUGCCUUACAGGCACUUCAACUUUGGAAUGUGAUUGAUAUGGAAGCUUCAAUUCAGCCGCGAUACCCCCUUAAAUCACCCAAUGCCAGCAAUAGAUAUGAAUUCAUUGUUGAUAGUCGUGAUUUCUCCCUUGCCACUGAACGUGCAGUGCAGCUCGGGCCUGCAACAGAAAAGGACAAAUUUGCUCUCGACCACCUUAUCGAGGCUGCCACCAAGAGUCCGGAGGUUUGUGUCAUUCUUGACAAGAACGGCCAUAUGUGUGUAUGGGGACUAGAGAAUGCUGGCUGUAAAGCACAUGCUGAAGCUAAUAUCUUCAACAUAGCUCACAUUGAAGGAUUGGAUCUUUCUACUGCUCUAGGUAACCAUCAGACAGGCAACUACGCCCAAUUCUAUUCUUUUGCUGGAGGUGUUUCUGAUGCAUCCUUUACCGUCCUUACCCAUUACUACGAUGGACGGAUUGAGUGGUUUGACUCACGGGUCGAUAUUCUAUUCGACCCUACACCUCGAAAACGCCGGUUAGUGUCUCAGGCCACCUGGUCUGGACAUACGGAAUCAGUGAAAAAGAUAGUCCGCACGCCUAGUGGGAAGGUUCUAAGCUCCCGAACAAAUGACAAUAAUGCCGUGAUAUGGCGUCAAAGGUCAAAUACAAGCACUGGCUCCGUAUUGGUCCAACAAAGUGCUCUCAACUGUGAUAUGCAUAUUCAUCGAACCUGUUUGUUGGAAGAUGGAAAUUUCCUGGUCAAUCUCCACCAUAACGGGAUAUCCAUGUGGGAUAUUCGCUCAUUCGAAGCUCAGAUGAUUGCGAAAAGUGAUUUGCACCUCAGCAGUAAACCUCUAUGUGUUUUGCUUAUACCAACAUCUGAAUCUUGUACUUCCUACAUUGCCGCAAUAGGGGCUGAUAUGACAGGCGUAGCCUGGGAAGUCACCCUUCCUAGUGGCAAUACACCUCGAGGGCAGUCAACAAAGCAUGAUACCCCCAUUUUGCGAGAGUUCUCGACGUUCAGUCUCGGGUCGGAUGAGGAAGUUGCUUACAUUCUCCCCGUUGAUCCAGCUGGAUCGAAACUCCAGGCAUCUCAUUCUUUGGAUUUGUUUGCCACUGAUAUCGCUCUGUCUUACUCUCAUAAUGGGACCAUCAAAACAUGGACUGCUAAAGUCGAUAAAUCAAAGGGCAGGGUUGAUUGGCUACUGACUGCCACUGUUGAGACGGGAAUUCCAAAUCCUUCCCUGGCGAGCGCUGGCUCAGUCCGAAAGGCUGCGCUUGUAGACCAAAAUCGAACACGUUUAACUAUAUGGGACACAAACAGUGCUCAAUUGGAGCUGGAGGAAAGCUUUGAAGAACAUGAUAUCAUCCAGGAUUUGGACUGGACUUCAACCCCUGACAUCCAGUCAAUUUUGGCUGUCGGUUUUCCACACAAAGUCAUCCUGCUCUCACAAUUAAGAUACGAUUACCUUGAUGCUGGUCCUUCGUGGGCACAGAUCCGGGAGAUUAAGAUCGGCCGUCACACACCGCACCCUAUCGGAGAUUCGUGUUGGCUCGGUAAUGGAAACCUGGUUGUUGGUGCCGGUAACCAACUCUUCGUGUAUGAUAAAUACAUCGAAGCAAGCAACAGAUGGGUUACCAACUUGCGUCUACCUUACCAUGAUGAUACUCAUUUCGACCUAUUCGAUGCUGUUAGCAGGCUAAAUGGCCCUCUUCCAGUUUUCCAUCCGCAGUUUCUAGCCCAAUGCAUCUUGAGCGGCAAAAUAAGCCUGGUUCACUUGAUAUUGACAAAACUGCAUAGGAAAUUGAAGUUCGUUACCGAUGGUGACGAAGUCGAUGGUUUUCUAGAGAUUCCGCUGGAAGAUAUAUAUAAUGAGGUCUCUAUAACGUAUAAGGAGAUGAAUUCUGCCUAUGCAAAUUUUACCCUGGAUCAUGAACCUCGUGUUCUUGAUGAGAAUAUUGCUACGUCACUCAAUGAAUACCUGAAGAAGAUAACCCUUCCACAAUUAUCGUCUAAAGAACAGUUCCGUCUCGUUGAUAUCGUUGAAUGCGUUGCUACAGUAGAGAAACAUCGACGUUCAAUGGACGUGAAUGCUGCGAGAUAUAUACUCUUCUUCCGACAAUAUAUGCUCAGGAAGAGUCAAGGUUUCCUUGAAGAGUAUAUGGUCCCUUGGCGAGAGAUCGUCUGGGCAUUUCACAGUGAUAGCCAUGAAAUUCUUACCGAUCUCGUUGGGAGACAGUUCCAUGGCAAGAUGCUUUGGGAGAAUGCUAGAGAAAGUGGAAUUUUCAUGUGGAUUACUGACAUAAACGCUCUGCGUUCUCUUCUAGAAGUUAUCGCUCGAAAUGAAUAUACCAAGUCUGAGGACAAGAACCCUAUCGAUUGCAGCAUUUUCUAUCUCGCCCUAAAGAAAAAGAAAGUGUUGCAAGGCCUUUGGAGAAUGGCAACCUGGCACAGGGAACAGCCAAACACGCACCGAUUUUUGUCAAAUAAUUUUCAAGAAGAACGUUGGCAGACCGCUGCAUUGAAGAAUGCUUUUGCGUUACUCGGAAAGAGAAGAUUUGAGUACGCUGCUGCCUUCUUUUUGCUUGCAGACCAUCUGCGUGAUGCAGUAAACGUCUGCAUCAAUCAGCUUAGAGACAUACAACUUGCAAUCACAAUUGCUCGUGCUUAUGAAGGUGAUGAUGGUCCGGUUUUGAAAGAAUUCUUGGAAGAGCGGGUACUCAUUACGGCUGCCACGGAGGGCAACCGAUGGAUGGCAACUUGGGCUUUUUGGAUGCUUAACAGGCGUGAUAUGGCCGUUCGAGCUUUAGUCUUGCGUGACAAGACCCUUCAAACUUUAAAGGGUGCAUCCAGGAUUGGCGCUCGGGAGGAAUGGGAGUUUGUUCUGCGCAAUGCACGGCUAUAUGACCGCAUGGGCUGUGACCUCCUUGCUCUCAACCUGGUACGAGAGUGGGAGUUCCUCACUCCAUCUCAUCCUACGGAUACUGUCUCUGACAGACUCUCGAUCAGCUUCAUGGAAGAUUCACGAGAUCCACGAAAGAUUCUCAAGCGAAGAGGGAGCCUCGUCGUUGCCGAUAUGCAUAUCACUCAUGACAAGAAAGACGACGCCAGAAAACCCGAAGCUAACAAGGAUGGCUCUCAGCAGGCCAAAAAUCCCACCCAAUUCCAAGAGCCGGAGUCAAGUUCUUUGCUUGAUUCCUUUGGUUUCUAG